CCUGCAUGAUGAAUGUCCACAAACGCUGCGUGAUGAACGUGCCGAGCCUGUGCGGAACAGACCACACCGAGCGCCGGGGGCGGAUACACAUCAAGGCAGACAUCGAAAACGAAGUCCUCACGGUGGUGGUACGAGAUGCGAGAAACCUAGUUCCCAUGGACCCCAAUGGCUUGUCGGACCCCUACGUGAAGCUCAAACUCAUCCCCGACCCGAAAAGCGAGAGCAAACAGAAGACGAAAACCAUCAAAUGCUCUUUGAACCCCGAGUGGAAUGAGACCUUUAAAUUUCAGCUGAAAGAGUCCGACAAGGACCGGCGAUUGUCUGUGGAGAUCUGGGACUGGGACCUGACCAGCAGGAACGAUUUCAUGGGAUCUCUCUCUUUCGGGAUCUCGGAGUUGCAGAAAGCCGGGGUGGACGGCUGGUUUAAGCUCCUGAGCCAAGAAGAAGGCGAAUACUUCAACGUCCCCGUCCCCCCCGAAGGAGAAGAAGGCAAUGAAGAGCUCCGGCAGAAGUUUGAGAGAGCCAGGGUCGGUCCCGGAUGCAAAGCGGCAGAGGAGAGGACGCUGAACGCCAUCUCCAAAUUCAACAACAACGGGAACCGCGACCGCAUGAAGCUGUCCGACUUCAACUUCCUGAUGGUUCUGGGGAAAGGCAGCUUCGGGAAGGUGAUGCUGUCCGAACGGAAAGGCACGGACGAGCUCUACGCCGUGAAGAUCCUGAAGAAGGACGUGGUCAUCCAGGACGACGACGUGGAGUGCACCAUGGUGGAGAAGCGGGUGCUGGCCCUGGCCGGGAAGCCCCGCCAGAUGCAGUCUUGCUCCCAGACCAUGUUAAGCUCCGAGCCUGCAGCCGGGACUCUGUGGUUCUACGCUGCUGAGAUCGCCAUCGGGCUGUUCUUCCUCCAUGCUAAAGGCAUCGUUUACCGCGACCUGAAGCUUGACAAUGUCAUGCUGGACUCCGAGGGACACAUCAAGAUUGCGGACUUUGGCAUGUGCAAAGAGAACGUCUGGGACGGGGUCACCACCAAGACCUUCUGCGGCACCCCGGACUACAUCGCUCCUGAGGUGAGAUCCUGUUGGGAAGGGACAACCCGCGCGCCAUUCGAAGGUGAAGACGAGGACGAGCUCUUCCAGUCCAUCAUGGAACACAACGUGGCGUACCCCAAAUCCAUGUCCAAGGAGGCCGUGGCCAUCUGCAAAGGGCUCAUGACGAAGCAUCCGGCGAAGCGCUUGGGGUGCGGCCCGGAAGGGGAGCGAGACAUCAAGGAGCACGCCUUCUUCCGCUACAUCGACUGGGACAAACUUGAACGGAAAGAGAUCCAGCCACCUUUCAAGCCCAAGGCUAAAGACAAACGCGAUACUUCCAACUUCGAUAAAGAGUUCACGAGGCAGCCGGUGGAACUCACCCCCACAGACAAGCUCUUCAUCAUGAACUUGGACCAGACUGAGUUUGCGGGAUUUUCCUACACUAACCCCGAGUUUGUCAUUAAUGUCUAG
Molecule: messenger RNA, 1496 nt
Organism: Gekko japonicus
Lineage: Eukaryota; Metazoa; Chordata; Lepidosauria; Squamata; Gekkonidae
Product: protein kinase C beta type-like
Biological process (GO): protein phosphorylation
Molecular function (GO): protein serine/threonine kinase activity; ATP binding
Source: RefSeq, a predicted model, not a curated record